Molecule: messenger RNA, 1085 nt
Organism: Clunio marinus
Lineage: Eukaryota; Metazoa; Arthropoda; Insecta; Diptera; Chironomidae
Source: the annotation of a GenBank genome assembly
GAACACUGUUGACACACCUCUAACAAUCAUUACCAAAAAGAAAAUAUUGAAAUAUUUCAAUAAAUAAGAUUUUUUUCUAUUAGUAAGCCUUAAAUAUACAACAUUUUUUAGAUGGAAAUUUACUCGCAAAUAGUGUUGGCAACAAUAUUUUUACUCGUCUUUACUCCACAAGAAGGAAGUUCAAUAAAAUGUUGGGAUUGCAGAAGUGAUCUUGAUCCAAAAUGCAAAGAUCCUUUUGAUAACAGCACGUUAUCAAUUUUGGACUGCAGGCAAGCUGGACAAAAAGAACAUUUACAAGGUGUUGAAGCAACAAUGUGCAGAAAGAUAAGACAAAAAGUGCACGGAGAAUGGCGAUAUUUCAGGUCGUGUGCUUGGAUGGGGGAACCUGGAAUUGGAGGUGAUGAAAGAUUUUGCUUAAUGAGAACAGGAAGCUAUAACAUAUUCAUGGAAUAUUGCACUUUUACUGCGAUUAGUUGUUAUCAAUGCUCUUCUCAAACAGAUCCAAAAGGUGUUGAUAAAUGCGGAGCAUACCUUAAAUUCAACAAAACAGAAAACAUUGCAAUAGAGUGCAACAGUGAUGAAUCUCAUAUGCCUGGAUCAUUUUGUAUGAAAGUAGUCCAACAAGGUCCCAGAGGAUUCAUUUGGGACGGUCGUUGGAGGCAAGUCAUUCGUCGUUGUGCAUCGGUGGCAGAUACGGGUGUGACAGGUGUCUGUAAUUGGGGUGUUUAUGAGAAUGGAGUUUAUUGGGAAGAGUGUUAUUGUGCAGAAGAUAAAUGUAAUCGUUCUAAUAAUCUCAAACUCUCCAUUAAAUCUUUGAUAAGCACACUCUCACUUGUAUUCGUAUUAAAAUUCCUACAAUAGAUAAAACAUCUGAAGAUAGAAGAAAGCACAAAAGGAAUUUUCCCAAAAGAUUCAUUCCUGGAUAUUUAAGAUUUUUUUUGCAUGUUUAAAGAGGUGCGAAAUAACUUUAAAUUGAAAAGAUUUCUCAUUUAUUUUUAAAUAUGUAAGACAUUUUUUGUACAUGAAUAUUUUAAUUGAAAUAAAUUCCGUCCAGAAAUAAAAACAAUAUUCUAAACUGCAAAAAA